UUAGAGCGGGAAACCCGUCAGGCUAUGUAAAAAGCCUAUCAAGAUGGCUGCCGUAUGAAGUGUUUACUGUCAUUUGUACGCUGUACAACGACAUGAAAAAGUCCCCUGUUGAAUCAAAAAUUUUGUCGGAUCUGUGAUGUAUUUGUCGUCCAAAAUGUCAGAUACCCGAAGGAGAGUUAAGCUUUAUGUUCUAAAUGAUGAGCGACAAUGGGAUGACAGGGGGACUGGCCAUGUAUCAUCAUGUUUGGUGGAACGACUGAAUGGGAUGUGUUUGCUGGUUUGUUCGGAAACGGAUGGUUCUAUCCUGUUGGAAUCCAAAAUUCAGCCAGACACUGCAUACCAGAAGCAACAGGAGACUCUGAUUGUUUGGUCUGAAAAUGACAAUUAUGACUUGGCUCUUAGUUUCCAAGAGAGAGCAGGCUGUGACGACAUCUGGGAGAUCAUAUGCCAGGUUCAAGGCAAAGAUCCGUCGGUUGAUAUCACCCAAGAUGUUGUGGAUGAAUCCGAAGAAGACCGCUUUGAGGAACUCCCUGAAGCAGCCACACCUAUCGAACUACCUCCUUGUGAAAUUAGCAAACUGGAGGAAAUAACAGAGCUCUUCUGCAGUGCAUUGCAGUCCCCCAUCAAACGGGAAAAGCUUGCCAUAGCAAUAGAGAAGGAGAAUUACAUUCGGAAACUCAUUGAACUAUUUUGUAUUUGUGAGGACCUUGAGAACACAGAAAGCUUACAUUACUUGUACGAGAUCAUGAAGAACACCAUCCUUCUCAAUAAGACCUCACUUCUUGAGAUUCUGUUUUCAGAUGAACUCAUCUACGAUGUGGUGGGCUGUCUAGAGCACGAUCCCAGUGCCACGGACUGUCGGCGGCACCGGGAGUAUUUGAACUCAAAGGCGAACUUCCAUGAAGUGAUCCCUAUCACAAACACAAACCUUUUGAAUAAAAUCCACCAGACUUAUAGAGUUCAGUACAUUCAGGAUGUCAUUCUGCCCACACCUUCUGUCUUUGAAGAGAACAUGUUGUCAACACUUAGCUCAUUUGUCUUCUUCAACAAGGUGGACAUUGUAGAUAUGAUUCAGGACGAUGAGAAAUUCCUACCGGAGCUCUUUGCACAACUCAUCAGUGAGAGUACAGAGAACCAGAGGCGGAGAGACCUUGUCCUAUUCCUCAAAGAAUUCUGCUGUUUUGCUCAGAAUAGUCAGAACAGAGAAGGCUUCUUCAAGACAUUAUCAAGCUUAGGUAUUCUCCCUGCCCUAGAAGUAGUCUUGGGUAUGGACGAUUCAGAGGUGAGGCAAGCAGCGAUAGACAUCUUCUCCUUGGUCGUAGGAUUCAAUGCCUCCAUGGUGAGGGAGUUCAUCAUGCAUGAAGGCUCAGCAUCGGAAGACGAUGUGCUACUAAUCAACCUUGUCAUUGAGCAGAUGAUUUGUGACACAGAUCCAGAUCUUGGCAGUGCGCUUCAGCUGAUGAACAUCCUCAAGAUGCUUCUAGAUCCUGAAAAUAUGAUGGCAACUGGAGUUCAGAAGACUGAGAAGACGGAAUUCUUGACAUUCUUCUACAAGCACUGUAUGCAUGUUCUUACUGCUCCUCUCCUUGCCAACACGAUAGACGACAAACCCAGUAAAGAUGACUACCAGACAUCCCAGCUGCUGAGUUUGAUCCUAGAGCUAUUAACGUUUGCAGUGGAGCAUCAUACGUACCACAUAAAGAACUACAUCAUCAACAAAGACCUCCUCAGGAGAAUAUUAGUCGUACUCAGAUCUUCACAUCAUUUCCUUGUAUUAUGUGCUGUGCGAUUCUUCAGGAAGGUUGUAGCUAUGAGGGAUGACUUCUACAAUCGGUAUAUUGUGAAAGGGAACCUCUUUGAACCCUUGGUCAGUCUCUUCAAUGUUAACCGGUCCAAAUACAACCUACUCAACUCAGCUCUUAUCGAGCUCUUUGAGUUCAUCAGGAUAGAGGGAAUCAAGAUGCUCCUGACACACAUAGUGGAGAAGCAUGGGGAGGAGCUGAAGGAUGUAGACUAUGUAGCAACGUUCAAGGGACUCAGUGUCAAGUAUGAGCAGUUCAUGGACAGAAUCAACACAAGGCCAAACCUAGACAAUUUGAGGCAUGCGAGUAUCCUGCAGAACACUAGAUUUCGACGGGAUGCGCGUGACCUGGAUGAGGAGGAAGAGCUCUGGUUCGAUCAGGAUGAAGACGGAGAGGACUCGGAAGCAGUGGUCCCGGUGGUAGACAGCGCAUUCCGAUCAGCCAAGAUCUGUGGAGAUGUCAUAGAUGAGGUAGAAGACACAGGAAGGAUAAUUGGCAACAAGAAAGAAAACCAGCUAUUGAACAGGACCGAACCUCUGAAUGCCAGCAACGGAAGACCAGACACGCCUCUCCGGCCAUCAACGGGUAACAAUCCCAACAAGAGAGCAGCACCAUCGGCCAGACCCUCCAGUCCUAUCCCUGUGUCAUCCAAUACAUCGACGACGUCGCCAGCAAUCAAGAAGCUUGGUGGUGCCGACACGGAGCUAGCUAAUAACAUAGGUGGCAGCGCAGAGGCAAAGAAGGUUUCACCAGCAUCUGUGUCUGAAAUGAAGGCAAAUAGUGUGGCAAAGCAGGGAGGCCUGGUUGGAUUAGUGGACUAUCCUGAUGAAGAUUCCGAUGAAGACGAAGACACAGAUGAUCAUCCUCCAUUGAAGAGAGUACGUUUGAUCUAGGAAGCUUGCAGUCAGAUAAACCCGUCCUCCACCUUACUCACGUAUGCCUUGACUGAGAUGCCGGUCCUCUUGAGACUCAUGCAGACCAACCCUGGAUGCUGCCUGCCAAGCUCACCAUCACUUGCAGCAACAAGUCUUACCUCAUGCAGGGUUCACGUCUGCCUCAAGGGACCUUGGAAAGACAUGCACACUCCAGCAACAAGAAUCAAGCUUAGGGCUUCCUCGAGAGGCUACAAGCUUGAUGGAAAUGAUGAUGAUGAUGAUGAUGAUGAUGCGAGUGCGCCCUGCCUAGAUCAGAAGGAACUGCUGGAUGGAUACCCCCAUACAGUUCCAUUGUCCAUCAUCAUCCGAGACAGAUUAAAUUGCUUUCUUCUGCUUGUCCCAAGCUUGGGAAGUCUUGCAAUCUUAAAUCAGAGGUCUUGGUCAUGGGUCCUUACCAAGCAUUCGUUUGGGCUUUAAAACAUGCACUUGUGUAUUUUAACGUUUUGGGUAUUUUUUUAAAAGGCCAAUCUUUUUCUUUUUUUAAAACUGUAGAAUCCAGUAUGACCUUCAUUCAUACACGCUACUUACAAUUAUGAUAUUCACAGAUUUGGACAAGGGCAAGAGUGGGAUGUAUCGUUAUCUUUUUUUGGAUAAUGCUAUACCAUGAGCCGGCGAAGGAGGAGAUGAGAAAGAUAGGAUGCUUUAGGAUUUCUUUCAUAUAAAGACCCAUGACUUAUAAUGCCAGUGAGAUAGGAAACGCACUGCUCCUGGGUAGACCAGGGUAGACGAGGGUAGAUGCGAUUGCCUGAGUGGUAUUAUCGGUUAAAAUUGUCCCAUGGAUUCUAUGCUGCACCACCAUCUCUCAGGAAUAUGAUGGGAGUACGUACGUAACUCAAGGCCCCAUCACUAACCCAUAUGUAAAGCAGUGUACAAUUGUAGAAGUCAGAUAUUUUUCAUACCACUUUCCAAGUUGAUGAGUGUAUUUUGCAUAUAUAUAGUUGUCGUCGUGUACGUGGUCGAAUGUGCUUGACAAUUUCCAAGUGCGCACUGUGUCAGAGAUGAGAGAGAGAGUGUGUGAGAGAGAGGGAUGUGAAGUUAUGGAGGUUCUCUCAGUCUGUCAUGCCAAUCCAUACAAAAUUGUAUUCUUUUUUUGUGAGACUUUGUAUGUGAUUGUCAACCUUUUCAAGUUAUAAUAUUUUCAUGAGAGAAAAGACAGCAGGAGCGAUGGUUUCCAUUUCAAUUCCUCUGAAUCCCUUCCAAUGACAAAUAUUGUAUGUGUAAUGGAAGAUAGAUUUGUGGAAGCCUUCAUCGUUUAAAGAAUGGAAUAUUUCCACAAAUCUCUUCUUGCUUCGUACAAAGUAUAUGCUAGAGCAAGUGGAAGGUAUGUAGUAUUGCUCCUCCUAUGUCUUCUUCAUGUAUUAGGUGUGUCAACUGUCAGACAAGGAACUUUCACAUUUCCCCCAUAUUUCUUAAAUUGUAUGAAACUUAAGUUAAUUCAUAGAGAUCUUACCUCAUUUUUGUAAAAGGUUAAAUUUUACAUCGUUCUAAGUUCUUAAUAUCUUUGUUGAAUUAGGCAUGUGAUAGCAUGAUCUUGUCAAAGGUACCGAGAAUGUGACAACAUAUCCUCAUCUUCACCAGUAAUAUCUUUUCCGAUGGUGCUAAAUAUCAAUCAUUCAGCUGCAUCAAAAUAGGUUGACUAGAUCUAACCAGCUGAUUAUUUCGACCAUUUUCAGUUUCCCGUUGCAAGUAGACCUCAUGCAACACGCAUUUAAAUGUGUUUCUCCGUAAGGUAACCAAUCAUGUAGUUAGAGUCUCUUUCAGUUACAUCUGAGUAAAGAAAGGCAUUCCAAAUAUGUGCACAAAAAUUUGCUGUUUGUUUCAAUACCCAUCCUGUCCCGCCCCCACACAUUCUCCCUUCUCUUUUUCUCCAUGCUCUUUUGUUCUAUGUUGACAAAUAUGGUUUAAAAUUUAUUUAAAAAAAGAAGGAAUUGCAUUUUGCUUAUGUUGUCUUUGAUGAUAGAUUUUAUUAUGUGUCUUAAGUGACUAAUGCUGGUACUUAUUCAAUUCUGGUUGAGAGAGAGGUAUAUUUUUGUGGAUAAUGACACUGAAUCAUUUCCUUCUCUUCUAUGUUGUUUUGAUAUAUCCUUUACUUCUGUUUAUGUCUGUACAAAGCAAAGAUGCGUUGCCACAAUGUUUUGUUAUUAUGCUGUGUGUAAAAUAUCAGAGUGCACCAAUACAUGUAUAUCUUUGUACAGCUAGUCAUCAUUUGUGGCAGAAUAGUAAACUUUUAUUUCCAAAAUGAUAAAAUAAAUUGUGACAUUAUCUCAUAUUUAAUGGUGCCUGACCUGAUACAUGUUUCAAUGUCGACUAGCAUCUUCCCUCUUUUACCAUUUUUAGAUGGUUUUAUCGGAUUUUACUUGUAAUUUUUUAAUUUGUAAUUUAUUUUGUUCAUAUGAAAAUUUAAUUCUUGUCAUUUCACAUUUUAUUUGAAAUUUACUCCAAAUAUUUGUAGAUUUCAAUAGACAGAGAGAAGUAUAUGUAGUAUAAUAUUGCGAAUGAUAUAUUUGGAGUUUGUUCAAACUGUAUCUUUGACUUCUACAUAUGGUUUACUUAUGCAAGUACAUGUAAUGACGAGCAUGUCACAUCCUCCUGAUCAGGUUAAUUUUAUUUUGUAUUUUGUCUUAAUAUGAAUUUCAGUUGGAGUAAAUACAACUGUGCUUGCAAAGCAUUUGCCAAACUUUCUCAAAGAUACCUGUUACAAGAGUAGAUACAAACUUGUUUUCACUGUGCUGUUGAAUGAUUUAAUUGGGCAUUUCUCCCCUUACUGGUUUGUUUUCACUGUUGAAUGUUAAGAUUCAGAUCCAACACAAAUUUUAAGAUGCAAUUUAUGAAACCUUUGUCCAUUAAGUGUCAAAUUAUGAUUUUGUGGGGGCUUGGAAGAGAAACACAGAAUCUACUGCAGGGCUUCACACUAAUUAUGGUCCUGCUGGAUAGCGUAAUUGAACAAUCGUUCAUACGUUGGGGUGUCUCGGUCUCUAAUUUUAGAGUACCACAUGUUCUAUGACACUGGUUAGUGUCAAGCCCUGCAUACUACAUUGUCAGUUCAGAUCUGGAGUCUCUGUUUUGUCUGUUAAUUUCUCUAUAUCGCAUGAUCCAGAUUGAAAUGUAUUUAUUAUGUUGAGCAAAAUCAUUCAGUAUUUAAUGAAGAGGCAUGCAAUGACAUUGCCUUGACAUAACACUAACAUGCAAGAUGCUUAGACUGUUGAGUAGAAAUGAGUUAUCCUAAUGGGUUUAUCUUCUGAUGUUGUCUUCAAAUUUGAGAGUGUCCUGUGUAUUUGUCAUUUAUAGCACACCCUCUGCCAUUUACUUUCACCAGCUAAAGAUAAUCAUCAACAUUAUCUUGGUUAUUUGAGCUCAUUUCCCUCCUUCUCCCUCUCCCCUUUCUUUUUCUGUAACUUGAACAUGAUUUAUAUUUGCCUUUCAUUGCCUCAUAUUGAAGGUCUACCAUCUCACCUCUCUCCUCCCCCCCCCCCCCCCCCCCCCCCCUCUCCUCCUCCCCACCAAUCCCUUUCUACCAUCUACCUGUCCCUAUAAUUUGCCUAAUUCAAAUUCACUUCUCUUGUCUCCUUGCUCCAUAUGAGCAAGACCACAGCAUGUGAAUCUAAAUGGCAGUUGGCAGUACUGGGUCGUAUAUUUGUAGAACACUUUUUUUAAUAAUGAGAGAGCGGAGAAAAAGAAACUAUGAAGUACAAUGAUAUGAACUAUAUGAUAGGGUGCCUGAUUGCUAGAAAUGGAUUGAAGGUCACCCUUUUUUGUGAAAUGUAAAUAAAUUCUUUGGAGCAGAACAACAGAAAACGCA
This is a messenger RNA of Strongylocentrotus purpuratus (purple sea urchin), 6536 nucleotides long. RefSeq names its product serine/threonine-protein phosphatase 4 regulatory subunit 3A. Bases 137 to 2695 code for a protein of 852 amino acids. The transcript is spliced from 16 exons. Gene Ontology annotation, cellular component: nucleoplasm; protein phosphatase 4 complex. Gene Ontology annotation, molecular function: protein phosphatase activator activity. Gene Ontology annotation, biological process: protein dephosphorylation; DNA damage response. The record is from RefSeq and is a predicted model, not a curated record. NCBI's taxonomy places the organism in Eukaryota, Metazoa, Echinodermata, Echinoidea, Camarodonta, Strongylocentrotidae.